AUGCAAUUAGACGAAAUAAUUAGCUUGUUAAGGCAGAGCAAGCAUAUUCCGGAGGAGACGAUCUACGAAUUAUGUUUAAAGUGCCAGGAGCUGCUGAUUAAUGAAUCCAAUGUGACGCAUGUUGAUACCCCUGUAACUAUUUGUGGAGAUAUUCAUGGGCAGCUUCAUGAUCUGCUUACUUUAUUUGAGAAGUCUGAUGGGGUUGAGAAUAAUAGGUUUAUAUUUUUGGGAGACUUUGUAGAUCGAGGAUUUUACUCUUUGGAGAGCUUUUUGUUGCUGCUGUGUUACAAAUUGAGGUAUCCAGACCGGAUCACAUUGAUUAGAGGUAACCAUGAGACACGCCAGAUCACCAAAGUUUAUGGUUUCUAUGAUGAGGUUAUAAGGAAGUAUGGGAAUUCAAAUGUAUGGAGAUACUGCUGUGAAGUGUUUGACUAUUUAUCUCUUGGGGCGAUCAUAAAUGAACAGAUAUUCUGUGUACAUGGGGGACUAUCACCCGAUGUCACUGCUAUUGACGAAAUACGAUCUAUAGACAGGAAGCAGGAAGUACCCCAUGAGGGAGCGAUGUGCGAUUUGCUGUGGAGUGAUCCUGAUGAGGUUGAGACGUGGUCAUUGUCUCCAAGAGGCGCUGGAUUCUUAUUUGGAAAGAAUGAGGUUAACCAAUUCUUACAUAAAAAUUCUAUUAGCCUAAUUGCCCGUGCCCAUCAAUUGGUAAUGGAGGGUUAUAAAGAAAUGUUCGAUGGUGGCCUCGUGACCGUGUGGUCGGCGCCAAAUUAUUGCUACAGAUGCGGAAACGUUGCUGCAGUCCUGCGUAUCGAGGACGACUUUACUAGAAAUUAUACUAUAUUUGAAGCAGUACCUGCUCAAGAUAACUGUGGGAAUGCAAUUAUUCCAACCAAAAAGCCACAGAUGGACUAUUUCCUAUAG
This is a messenger RNA of Eremothecium cymbalariae DBVPG#7215, 924 nucleotides long. It is a transcript of the gene PPH3, whose product is annotated as phosphoprotein phosphatase PP4 catalytic subunit PPH3. The record is from RefSeq and is a predicted model, not a curated record. The coding region runs from base 1 to 924 and encodes 307 amino acids. Gene Ontology annotation, biological process: double-strand break repair via homologous recombination; peptidyl-serine dephosphorylation. Gene Ontology annotation, molecular function: protein serine/threonine phosphatase activity. The transcript has a single exon. Gene Ontology annotation, cellular component: nucleus; cytoplasm. NCBI's taxonomy places the organism in Eukaryota, Fungi, Ascomycota, Saccharomycetes, Saccharomycetales, Saccharomycetaceae.